Arachis duranensis is the source of this 1302-nucleotide messenger RNA. RefSeq names its product GDSL esterase/lipase At5g55050. Bases 122 to 1231 code for a protein of 369 amino acids. The transcript has 5 exons. The record is from RefSeq and is a predicted model, not a curated record. Lineage: Eukaryota; Viridiplantae; Streptophyta; Magnoliopsida; Fabales; Fabaceae. Gene Ontology annotation, molecular function: hydrolase activity, acting on ester bonds.
CCCACCUUUUUUUUUCUCCUUUAAAUUCUUGCCAACCAUUCUGAGCCUUCACAUACCAUAAAUUAAUACAAAAACCUAACUCAAUUCCAAUAAUAAUCUAGUGAGUAAGGUACAUCCCAAAAUGGGGAAAAGUGUUAUUAUGCUUUGGAGCUUUUCCCUCCUCCCCUCUUUCUUCAUCUUCAUGAACUUGUUGGGAUUCUUAGAGGCUCAAAAUAAGACUCCAAUUGUUUAUGUGUUUGGUGACUCUCUUGUUGAUGUUGGCAAUAACAAUUACUUGGCUCUUUCUAUUGAAAGAGCUGCUCUUCCUCACUAUGGUAUUGAUUAUCCUACAAAGAAACCAAAUGGGAGGUUUAGUAAUGGCAAGAAUGCUGCAGAUUUUAUUGCUGAGAAAUUGGGGAUCCCAACUUCACCACCUUACCUCUCCCUAGUGUCCAAGUCCCGCAACAACAAGAAUGUGUCAUUUUUGGGUGGUGUUAGCUUUGCCUCUGGAGGUGCUGGAAUAUUCAGUGAUAAAACAGAUGAAAUUUCUAGGCAAAACAUACCUUUGCCAAAUCAAGUGGACUACUACAUCAAAGUGCAAGAGCAAUUGAGCCAACAAAUAGGAGAACCAGCACUUCAGUGUCAUCUCUCCAAAUCCAUCUUUGUUGUUGUGAUUGGAAGCAACGAUCUCUUUGGUUACUUCAACUCAAAGGAUCUUCAAAAUAAAAGCACCCCUCAACAAUACGUUGAUUCCAUGACUUCCUCCCUAAAACUUCAACUACAGAGAUUAUACGAGCAAGGUGCAAGGAAAUUUGAAAUUGCGGGAAUUGGUGCAAUUGGAUGCUGUCCUUCAAACAGGCUUAAGAACAAAACAGAGUGCUUCUCGGAAGCCAAUUAUUGGGCACUUAAAUAUAAUGAAGAUCUUAAAACCUUGUUGAAGAAUUGGCAAUUGGAGAAAAAGGACAUAAGAUACUCCUACUUCGAUACUUAUGCCGCUAUCGAAGAUCUCAUUCAGAGCCCAAUUUCUUAUGGAUUUAGAGAAAUAAAAACUGCUUGUUGUGGAAUUGGUAAGCUGAAUGCUGAACUUCCAUGUCUCCCAAUUUCCAUUGUUUGUUCCAACAGACAAGACUAUCUUUUCUGGGAUCCUGUCCAUCCUACCGAAGCUGCUACUCGCAUCUUUGUCGAUAGACUUUUUGAUGGACCUUCAAGAUAUGCAUCUCCUAUUACCAUGAGACAGCUUGUAGCUGCUUGAAUUUCUUUUUUCUUUUUCCAUUUUAUAUCUUAAUUUGUCCUCAAUAAUACAAUAUGCCAUUGUUCUUUUAA